AAUUCAUGUAUCGAUAUCUGAUAACGUAUCGUCCAAUCAGAGUAAGUCUUUGGAUUUCGUAACAAAUAUGUCCUCUAGAAAUAACCUAUUCAAUGCUUAACUUGUUUUUCUUUUCUUCAAUUGGUUAUGAACAAGUGAGUUCACCUCUCUAUAACAUUCUUAAUAAAGCUUUAUAUUCUUUUUGUUUAAUGUCUACUUCUCGUCGUCAAUUUGACGUAUGGCGAAAACAAGAUGCCACUGUGUUACUUUGUUCGAUAUUUGCUCAAGUUUUUAGUCAUUUUCGAUAGUAAGAUAUGUGAGACACCGAGUAUUAAAUAUACAACGCACAAACAUUUUAUCCGACAAUUAAUGCUGUAAAAUAUAAACAUUCUUCUCUAUAAUUAUACUAUAUAUAAUUAUGAAGAUUGGAUCUCAUACAAUAAGCACAGUAAUGACAACUUUUUUCAUUGCAUUAAUACAUUUGUCAGUAUUAUAACCUCCUACUUUUUACGAACCGUGAUAUUUCCAAAGAUUGCAAAAAUAUUGAUAAUAAAAUCCAAAGUAUUUUUGACAAAUUAAAAUGUCGGGUGGAGAAAGAAAGAAACGUGGCUGUGAUAGGGCACAAGGAUGGGAAGAAGCUGGUGCUGAAUUUUAUCAAGAAAGUUAUCCUGCAGCUAUAGAAGCUGAUUUACAACAAGCAUUGCAAAGAGAUCCUUCUCAUAUUGCAACUUUACUUCCCAGCAAAAAAUCUCGUGUCGCCACAGCUAAACGUAUAUGUAAUGACACAAAAACAACUCUGAGAAGACGUACUAGUACUAGAUCACGUGGUACAAGUACUGCGAGACGCAUGUCAACAAAUAUUCAUGAUGCAGCAGUUUCAAUGUUACCAGAUUUAUCUGAGAAUUUAUCUAAUGAAGAACGCACGUGGGAAGAAAUAAUGCAGAUCAAAUCUAUGCCUGUAUCUAUGACACAAAAAAUACAAUUAAAAAAUCAGUUACAGAGUGCAACAAAGUUGAGAUUACAAGGAUUCGACCAACUAAAGUGGCAGCAUAGGAAAGUUUGGCAACAAUUCCGUGCAAGAAUGAAAGAGGCUUACUCAAAAAUGGAGCUUUGGAAUGAUAGUAUGAAAAAGAUUGGUGGCAAUUUUGGGAUGGGGAUUGUAGCAUAUUUUUUAUUUAUCAAAUGGUUAAUGUAUUUGAACACAGUUUUAUUUUUAAUUAUAUUUUGUUUCAUUAUAUUGCCAACAAUAUUGUUGGAAGAGACAGAAAAGGAGAUGUGUUUAUCUAAUAAUAGUGCAAGUGUAUCUUGUUGUUCUGAAUUAUAUUGGAACACAACUGAGAGUACCAAUAGAAUUUUAGAAUACACAUUGUUAUUUUAUGGCUCAUUUACGCACAAAAUCUAUGGUGCAGAUGGUUCUUCCAUUCGUUAUAAUUUACCAUUGUCAUAUGUUUGUGCUAUUAUUACUGUUUUUAUUAUCAGUUUAGUAGCGAUCGUCAGAUCAGCCGCUAAAAGUUUUAAGGAAAGAGUUGUUGAAGGUGAGGGACAAUUUUAUCAAUAUUGUAAUUUAGUUUUUGGAGGAUGGGAUUAUUGCAUUCAAAAUGAAAAAUCUGCAGCUGUGAAACAUAAAGCUUUGCACAAUGAAAUGAAAGCAUUUUUAGAGGCAGAGAGACAGGAGGAAGAAAGACAAAAUCGUACGCGAGAAGAAAAAACCAAAUUGUUUGCCUUACGUUUUGUAGUUAACAUAUUAGUUUUAUUAGUAUUAAGUGGCUGUGGUACGUUUAUUUAUUACAUAAUAGAAUUUUCUUUUGACCAAGUUACGUUACAUUCGGAAGGGCAAAAUAACGAUACAAGAUACACGCCUCUUAAUAAGAUCGUGCAUUUAUUUUUUGAAUUUCUUCCAUAUAUUUGUAUUGUUGCUCUCAAUAUUGCAGUUCCAUUUUUAUUUCGAUAUUUAAUAGCUUUGGAAAAUUAUAGUCCUUUGUUUAUUAUACGUAUAACAUUAUUUCGUACUAUUUUUCUAAGACUUUCAUCUUUGAUCGUAUUGUUAACAUCUUUUUACAAAAUCGUUUCACCUAGAGUGUCUGAUGCAGAAUGUACAAAUAAUGAAAUCAGAGAAUUACUUUGCUGGGAGACAUUUGUUGGUCAACAAUUCUUUAAACUGUACACCACAGAUUUCUUCAUACAAUUCUUUAUGACAUUUUUUAUUAAUUUUCCUAGGUCGCUUUUAGCACGUCAUACAGAAAAUAAAAUACUACGAUUUGUAGGUGAGCAAGAAUUUGACUUAUCCAAACAUGUAUUGGACAUUGUAUAUUCACAAACAAUUUGUUGGCUUGGUUGUUUCUUUGCACCUUUAUUGCCAAUGGUAGCUGUAAUUGGUACCUUUUUACUGUUCUAUGUAAAAAAGUUUGCUUGCUUAGUGAAUUGUACUCCAUCAAGUAAAGUAUACAGAGCAAGUCAAUCCAAUUCAUUUUUUAUGUUUAUUUUAUUAGUAUCUUUUAUUUUAGCUGUAAUUCCAGUUGGAUAUUCCAUAGCUGAGAUAAUGCCUUCAAAAUCUUGUGGGCCAUUCAGAGGCUUAGAAUCUGUCUGGACAUUGUUAAUUUUAACAUUUUCACAAUUUCCUUAUUGGUUGCAAUCUAUACUUUUUUUCUUGGGAACUGCUGGUUUUGGAAUACCAGCUUUUGUUAUCCUUGUUUUGCUUUUAUAUUACUAUUAUGCAGUGUCUAUAGCGAAUAAGCACAUGGUUACAGUAUUAAAAAAUCAAUUAGUUUUGGAAGGUCAUGAUAAACAAUUUCUAUUGAAUAGACUCAGUGCUUUUAUCAAACAACAACAAGAUCAGAAUAAAUAUCAUCAGGACCAGGCAAAUGAAUUAGGCACUUUUUCAUAAGUUCUCUUUACAAAUAUUUAUUAAUAACAUAAAAUUACUUCAUUUAAUGUCUGUAUUGAAAAUACUAGUCAUUUCCUAAAUGUACAGAAAUAGUUGACUGAGUAAACCAAAGCACAUACAGUAUAUAUAUAUAU
Messenger RNA from Vespula pensylvanica (western yellowjacket), 2997 nucleotides. Its product is annotated as transmembrane channel-like protein 7. The transcript is spliced from 4 exons. The coding region runs from base 560 to 2863 and encodes 767 amino acids. Gene Ontology annotation, molecular function: mechanosensitive monoatomic ion channel activity. The record is from RefSeq and is a predicted model, not a curated record. Gene Ontology annotation, cellular component: plasma membrane. NCBI's taxonomy places the organism in Eukaryota, Metazoa, Arthropoda, Insecta, Hymenoptera, Vespidae.